Molecule: messenger RNA, 998 nt
Organism: Suillus subalutaceus
Lineage: Eukaryota; Fungi; Basidiomycota; Agaricomycetes; Boletales; Suillaceae
Exons: 3
Coding region: 189-734 (181 amino acids)
Source: RefSeq, a predicted model, not a curated record
UCGACGAGACGGCUUCUGAAAAGCCUCGCAAGCGUAAAUCCCGCGAGACCUUUAUAUCCGUGGACAGUAGUUCAAGUUUGUCUGUUCUACCAACAACCCGCAAGCGCAGACGCCAGAACGCCGAGGACAAUGUCAUCAGCCAGGGGAAGUUUGGCCCGUACACGCUAGCGGACCCCAGUGCCACAGUCAUGGUCAUGCCUGUUCAUGACCCAAAGCCGGUCAACAUCAGUAGCCGCAGGUCCCAUGAUCCCCACGGCAAUCCCCUUCGGACGAGGAGAUUUGGGGUGAUGGAACUGGAUGAUUCCUACCCCAGCGCGUCCGACAACGUUACGAAGGAGCCCUCAUCAGAACUGAUCUGCGUACGCUCAUGCGAUUGGACUGACCAGCCAUGUGGUCUGUUCGUAGAGAUGGACAAGAUCCGGAUCGAAGACCACCUAUGGUGUUGGCAUGGUGUGAAGAAACGCACUCCCUGCCAAUUCGAAGAUUGCUCGGACAUAGGGGUAAUGAUACAUUUGAGCCGUCACAUCGAAAGCGUCCACUUUGAGAUGUCCUACCAAUGCCCCUACUGCAAAAGAUCGUUGUCGAGGGUUGAUUCUGUGGGUCGGCACCAGAAGGGGUGCAAGCCAUUGCUUGCUAGCAGGGCGCAUGCUGAGCAUGGAGGGUACGAUUUCUGUCUCCAAGGGUUGAUCAAAAUUGUCCAUGGGUAUAUUGUCCCUGCCAAGAACGCGACCUAGGAAUAUUGUUGUCUCCAAUUCUUGAAACCACUUCUCUCUAUGAUUAAAGACACUAGGUUCAUUCUAUUACUUGCAUUCCUUUCGAAUAUUUCCUAUUUUUGACUUGUUUUCCUCCCUUCGUUCUUGCUUAGUGCAUCUUCUAUAUGCUUAUUGGGUUAUCUUUAUUGCACAUCUUUAUCGCACGCUGGACGUAGCUGAUAGAUCGUAUCCCACCAUGGAGCCUGGACCUUUGAAUCGCAUUUGUUAUGAAUGAAACAUACAUAC